Psammomys obesus (fat sand rat) is the source of this 270-nucleotide messenger RNA. Its product is annotated as late cornified envelope protein 3B-like. The record is from RefSeq and is a predicted model, not a curated record. NCBI's taxonomy places the organism in Eukaryota, Metazoa, Chordata, Mammalia, Rodentia, Muridae. The coding region runs from base 1 to 270 and encodes 89 amino acids. The transcript has a single exon. Gene Ontology annotation, biological process: epidermis development.
AUGUCCUGCCAGCAGAACCAGAAGCAGUGCCAGCCUCUUCCCAAGUACCCCGAGAAGAGCACAGCACAGUGUCUGCCUGCAGCCUCCUCCUGCUGUGCUGCAAGCUCUGGGAGCUGCAGUGUCCCCAGCUCUGAGGGAGGCUGCUGCCUGAGCCACCACAGUCGCAGGUCCCACAGAUGCAGGCGCAGGAGCUCCAGUUCCUGUGACUUUGGCAGUGGUCAGCAGUCUGGGGACUCAGGCUGUGGUCACAGCUCCGGGGACUGCUGCUGA